UUCUUUCAGGGAGAGAGAAUGACUCGUAUGCUUCUGCAAGAGCCGGGAUGGAAGAUGGAGCGCAAGGGAUCGGCGUUGCUGUUGAGGAGGGACAGCUCGCAUCUGAAGAGCGGCCGCGUCUGUUUCCGGUGCGACGUCGAGGUCCGUGAAUUCGAGCGUGACGAGGAUUACACGAUCGAGGCGGAACCGGAGGCAGCUGCCAGCCCCUUGGCAAUGUGCGCCAGUUGUUUGGCGGCGCUCUGCGUGACCGUGAUUCUGCCGUGGCUGUUGAUCGGCGGUUAAACGCGCCUCGCUCCAACUCACCAUCUUUGGGGAGGGGUUGGCGGGUGGUGGUCUCUGGGAAAACGGAAGUCAUCCGAGGGAGAAGAGAAGGGAGAGGUUUUUCCACGCUGGUGGAAAAUUCGAAGGAAGUCGAGAUGAUGGGAGAGGAAUCGAUCGAAUUUCGAAUUCCUCCCGAUUCGAGAUUUUAUCGUCACCCGAGGGAGGAGGAUUCAGGGAAGUGGAUACGGUAGAGUUUCGUUCCAUUCGAAAAUUACAAAAAUCGAAUCCCUGUGAACGUUAUUCCAGGAAAUUUGAAGUUUUCUUUUUUUUUCUCUCUCUUUUUCUCUUUUUCUUUUCCUUUUUUCGAGGACAAAUCGAAAUAUGUAUACUUUCUUCGAGUUUUGUUCGUGCACGGCGUGUGUAGGUUAGUUCGCUCUCUGCACUCUCGGAUCGAAAGCACGGGGGAUGAAAGUCGACGUUUUUUCGUUUUCGUUUGAAAAAAAAUGUAAAUUCGAAUCUUUCUCUAACUCAGAGAGACAUUACGCGUCUUCUCGUUAUAUCGAUUGUAUACGAUCCUCGACGAAGAAAGAAAAAUUCCUACGUGUUUUCGAAAGGAGAAACAUUAUUUUUCAAACGAUGAACCGAUUACGAUUUCGUUCCAAAAGACAAGCUUUAUUGCUUUAUAUUUAUUCGUUGAUCCGCGUCGUUUGCUUCAAAUGCGUAGCAAAAUGCACAUCUCGAGGGAGAGGCACGAUGGACUCGUGUGUGUGGAUCGAGUAGAUCCGCGAAAGUCGAAGGGAAAAUCGGUCUUACUGCAUGGACUUUCUGCAUAGAUAUGUGAAAUUGGGAAAACAUCAAAGGAA
This is a messenger RNA of Apis florea (little honeybee), 1124 nucleotides long. RefSeq lists its product as uncharacterized. The record is from RefSeq and is a predicted model, not a curated record. Lineage: Eukaryota; Metazoa; Arthropoda; Insecta; Hymenoptera; Apidae.